Molecule: messenger RNA, 756 nt
Organism: Punctularia strigosozonata HHB-11173 SS5
Lineage: Eukaryota; Fungi; Basidiomycota; Agaricomycetes; Corticiales; Punctulariaceae
Product: kinase-like protein
Exons: 4
Biological process (GO): protein phosphorylation
Molecular function (GO): ATP binding; protein kinase activity
Source: RefSeq, a predicted model, not a curated record
AUGCGAGUCCUUGAUACAUCCACGGAUAACCAAAGGCAUCAGAUCCACAAGGCAAGUUUCUCGCUUGCAAAGGUGUCGAACGGUGGGCUGACGAACGAUGCCCAGAACUUAUGUCGGGAGGCAUUACCUUGGCGGCAGCUCAACCACCCUAAUGUUCUACCUUUUUUGGGCAUAGAGCGCGACACGCAACCUCCGUGGUUAUGUCUCGUGUCUCCUUGGAUUGACUUCGGAAAUAUUUUACGAUACCUCGAGGUUCAUUCAACGGUCACGUCCGUUGAUAAAUUGAUGCUGGAGAUCACCAAAGGGUUGGCGUACCUGCAUUCACAGUUCAUUAUUCAUGGUGAUCUUCGAGGGGCGAAUAUACUGAUCAGUGAGGGACACCACGCGUUGUUGGCCGACUUUGGCUUGGUCUCCUGGGCCAAUUCUACUGCCACUCUCGGUGCGACGGAUGGCCGAGGGUCAUAUCGAUGGAUGGCGCAGGAACUGCUGGAGUCUAGUUCCCAGGAUGAGAGCUCCUUCCGGCGAACCGUUGCUACAGAUAUUUACUCCCUGGCCUGCGUAUUCCUUGAGAUUUAUACUCGGAGACCACCCUUUUGGUAUAUCAUCUAUGAUGCCGUCGUCGUACAUCGAGUUUUGCAAGGAGAACGACCGACGCAUCCAUCCCAAGAUCCGGACACCAAGGACAUUCGUGUCCCUUCAUGUCGGUGGAAGUUAAUCGAGCUAUGCUGGUCCGUCGAGCCUGGUCGACGGCCGACC